Condylostylus longicornis is the source of this 3071-nucleotide messenger RNA. RefSeq names its product casein kinase I (gene gish). The coding region runs from base 922 to 2526 and encodes 534 amino acids. Gene Ontology annotation, molecular function: ATP binding; protein serine/threonine kinase activity. NCBI's taxonomy places the organism in Eukaryota, Metazoa, Arthropoda, Insecta, Diptera, Dolichopodidae. The record is from RefSeq and is a predicted model, not a curated record. The transcript is spliced from 15 exons. Gene Ontology annotation, cellular component: nucleus; cytoplasm; plasma membrane. Gene Ontology annotation, biological process: endocytosis; peptidyl-serine phosphorylation; signal transduction.
AUACCUGUUUCUGACUUUUUGUGAUUUGUGAGUUUAACAAAAUACCUUAUUAGGCUUAUUAAAAUAAUGAGUAUAAAAAUAUUCUAAUUAAAUUAUAAAUAAAGUUUAUUUGAAAAAAAUAUGAAAGUUUAAGUGAUCUAAGGUGUUUAUUUAAUUGUUAUUAGAAUUUUCUUUUAGUUUAAUUAAAAGUGUUAUUUUUUUUUUCUAAAAUUUUAAAGCGCUUGCGUUUUCCAAUUUCUUUUUUAUUUUUUUUUUUUUACAAUUUUCACUUCAAAUACUUUAGAUGUAAAUUUGUAAAAGAGGAAAGAAAAAAAAAUUUUUUUUUUUUACUAUUAAUGCUAAUUACCAAAGGAAUAUCUGGCUUGAACUAAAAUAAUUUAUUUAAAAUAAAUAUAUAAUGAUAUAUAUGAUAUAAUUUAUAAUAUAAAAUUUACUUAAGUAAUAAUUUUCACUGAAAAUUUUUAUAUAAAACAAAAAAAAAAAAAAAGAAAAUUUUUCUGCCACACACAAAAUGCAAUUUGUCAAAAUUGUGAUGUGCAGUUUAUAAAAAAUGGCCACUGAAUAUAGUUGGCCGUCUGAAGAAUUAUUUAUUCGCCGGUAACAAAAGAUAUAUAAAUUAAAAUUAAAAAAAAAAUAAUAAUUAAAUUAGAUAAAAGCUUAAAAAAAUACAUAAUAUAUAAAUAAAAAGACACUUAAUAGUUUUUAUGUGAUAAAAGUUCAAUGCAAAAUGAACAGCUUGUCAUGUGCCCUAAUUAAGAAAAUUUGAAAUCAUCAUUUGAGUGUUAUUGAUAAAAGAAAUUCCUUGUAAAACAGAAACAACUAAUUAGGAGAUCACACACUCUUAAUUUGCUUUAGUAGAGUUAUAUAGGACUCACUUUUAGUAUAAAUAUUUUUGCCAACUGUGAUCACAUAAAUGUAAAAAUGCAGCGACGUGACGGCAGAGAUUCGCGCGAAGGAAGAGAUAGACACUCUAGUAGUGGAGUUCAACCAAGUAGUUCAUCAGUUACUGCUGGAGGUGGAGGAGGAGGAGGAAAUUCUAGUGCAGUUAGAGUUACCGGAAUAACAAGCAAUAUGUAUUCUGGACGUCAUUCUGUAAGCUCCUCUUCCGGAGUUCUUAUGGUUGGACCAAAUUUUCGUGUUGGAAAGAAAAUUGGCUGUGGUAACUUUGGAGAAUUGCGCUUAGGUCGUCGAUUAUGUUAUUUUAGUGGAGGGAAUCGAGGAAAAAAUCUUUAUAACAAUGAGCACGUAGCUAUUAAAAUGGAACCCAUGAAAUCUAAGGCUCCUCAACUGCAUCUGGAAUACAGGUUUUAUAAGCUACUUGGCGCUCAUGUAGAAGGGGUACCAGAAGUUUAUUAUUUUGGUCCUUGUGGAAAAUAUAAUGCUCUUGUAAUGGAAUUGCUUGGCCCAUCAUUAGAAGAUCUAUUCGAUUCAUGUGAAAGGCGUUUCACAUUAAAGACUGUUCUUCUAAUUGCAGUACAAUUACUCCACCGGAUUGAAUAUGUGCAUAGUCGCCAUUUAAUAUACAGAGAUGUUAAACCAGAAAAUUUCUUGAUUGGGCGGGCAUCUACAAAACGUGAAAAAGUUAUUCAUAUUAUUGAUUUUGGUUUGGCAAAAGAAUACAUUGAUUUAGAUACUAACAAACAUAUACCAUAUAGAGAGCAUAAGUCAUUAACAGGUACAGCACGCUACAUGUCGAUAAAUACACACAUGGGGAGAGAACAGUCUCGUAGAGAUGAUUUAGAAGCAUUAGGUCAUAUGUUUAUGUAUUUUCUUAGAGGAUCAUUACCAUGGCAAGGUUUAAAAGCAGAUACUCUCAAAGAGAGAUAUCAAAAAAUUGGCGAUACCAAAAGAGCAACACCUAUUGAGGUUUUAUGUGAAGGUCAUCCCGAAGAGUUUUCCACAUAUUUAAGAUACGUUAGAAGACUAGAUUUUUUUGAAACACCUGAUUAUGAUUUUCUUAGAAGACUGUUUCAAGACUUAUUUGAUCGAAAAGGAUACAUCGAUGAUGGAGAAUUCGAUUGGACGGGAAAAACUAUGAAUAAAGACCAACUUGAACGGAUGAGAAUACUUAAAAACGCACCUCCUUCUCAUCGUGCUAAAAACAAAUCUGAUAAGUCUACACCAGUAGGAUCUCUGCAAACUGGACAUGAAGUCAUUAUUUCACCAAAUAAGGAUCGGCAUCCCACAUCUAAGGCUGAUUUUGAUGAUGACGAUUUUUAUGAGGAAGAUGAGGAAUUAUAUAUUGAUAGUGAAAUACGAAGUUUCAAGGCAAACACUAAACAAGGUGUGUCAGCAUGGCCUGAUGUUCCAAAGCAGGGUGCUACACUUGGAAAUCUUACACCAGCAGAUAGACACGGUUCAGUACAGGUUGUAAGUUCUACAAACGGAGAAUUAAAUGCAGACGAUCCAACAACUGGACAUUCAAACACUCCAAUUACACAACAGCAAGAAGUUGAAGUUCUUGAUGAAACAAAAUGUUGUUGCUUCUUUAAAAGAAAAAAAAAGAAAUCACCACGUCAAAAAUGACUAGAGGGUAUGCAACGUAGCCCAGAACGUGAAGCUGUUACAUUGCUUCGUGCAACCUCACAUUCAAAUUCGCGAGAUAGUAUAUUAAAUAAUCAGACCAGUCAGGAUUACAUGCAUCAAACAGUUUCACAUCAUACAUUACGUUAUCCUCCAUCCGCGUCAAUAUUGACGCCAACACCAACUAAUACACCUACACUUCCGUUGUAAAAUAUUGUUUAUAUUUAUAUGAUACUAAACAAUUGUAAUCAUUAUGAACAAAAAACAGAAAAAAAAAGUAAAAAAAAAGAAAAAAAAAAGAAAAAAAAAAUUUUAUAUUUAAGUCAUUUUCUCAUCACUAUUUUAGCAAUAAAUAUGAAAUAAUCACUAUAAACAAUAAAAAAAAGAAAAAAAGAAUAAAAAAGAAAGAAACAAGUAUUUCAAUAUAUUAUUAUAUUCAUAUGAAAAAAAAAAAAAAAGAAACAACAAAAAAACAAAAAAACAAAAAUUGUAAAGAUUACAAGAAACUUACGUAUAAGUUUAAUCCAAAAUAUUUUAAAAUAUAAAAC